Messenger RNA from Nerophis lumbriciformis (worm pipefish), 2415 nucleotides. The record is from RefSeq and is a predicted model, not a curated record. Lineage: Eukaryota; Metazoa; Chordata; Actinopteri; Syngnathiformes; Syngnathidae.
AUGGACAAGGAGGCCGUCGGCGCCGGCCCGCCGGUAGACUGCGCGUCCCCCUCUUCCGCACCUCCGCCGGCGCCUCCCCGCCUCACGCCCAACCCCACGCUGCUGCAGGACGCGCCCCCGCCGACGCCCGUCACGGCCUCUCCGCCGCCCCCGCUUACUCCCGCCCCCAAGAUGGCGGUGGCGAGGACUGCCUCUCCCCACGUCCCGGCGCCCCCUAAGCUGAGCUCCGCGGCGAGCCCCGCCCUUCACACGUACGCCCGCCCCAUCCUGCCCUGCGCGUCCUCCGCCGCGCUGACCAACGGGAGCGCGAGGAGCGUUUCGGCACCCGCCUCCGGCACCAUCACGCCCUUCCACACGCCCGCCAGUCCACCCGGAAGACAGGUGGCGCAGCCUCACCCGACCAAUCCGAGCCCUCCCGCCUGCGUCGCCAGGCAGACGGCCUCCCAGCAGGCUUUGCUCCUGGGAAAAGUUCUCAAAGGGGCGGGCCAAGAGCAAGUGCUGCUCCGAGCUCAGAUGCUGAUUCUCACCUCUGCUAUGCGAGGCGGUCCCUCCUCUUCCUCCUCCUCCUCUCGCUCCUCCCCCCCUUCCGCCUCGGCUCAGCUCCAGAAUGCGCCGUCACCGGUCGGCGCCCUCGCCGGGGGCCCCCCGUCUUUGCGCCCGAAGCCCCCCGUCCCGGUCCCGCCUCGGCCGUGCCGCCCGCAAACGGCACUCUUCCCUCCUUUGCGCCCGCGUCCCCGGGCCGAGGUCCGGGCCGCGCCGGUUCGCCACCUGCCGGUGCCUCCGCCAACGCUGUACUCGCCGGUGCGAGCGCUACCCCUCCGGCCCAAACUUCAGUCGUCGUCCCCGCGGGUGCCCGCCCCUCUCCGACCCCGCGCCGCCGCUCCGCCCCCGGAGACGGCGCCGUCCGCCUCGGCGCAGCUUCAGAUUAUUGCUUUGGCUUCGGCGCGCCCCCCGCUCGGACCGGAAGCGCCCGUCCUCCCUCGGCGUCCCGCGUCGCCUCCGGCCGCGGAGAGCCGCGCCCCGUCGGAAGCCGUUAAAGACCGCGUCGCUCGAAACGAGCAAAAACGCGAAACCGACGGGACGGAGGCGGACCAGCUCCGGGGGCUCCUCCCGACAGUGGCGACGGAAGAAGGACGUCCCGACUUACCGGACCGAGAAGGAGAUGAGGACGAAGCGCCGUCGGGCGGUGGAGAUGCCCCGGCGCGAGCGCCGUCGGGCGGCGGGGACGCCCCGGCGCCAGCGUCGUCGACGCUUCCUAAGGAGCCACUCCCUGAGCUCGAUCCGGUCCCGACUCCGGAACUUUGUCACAUUGAGCCGGCGCCGGAGGCUCCGGAACGAAAGAAGAGCCGGGAGGAGGAGACCCUCGAUGACGACCACGAUCGCGCGGCCGCUCCGUCCGGCGACCGUUCAGCCUCGUCCAGCUUGUCUUCUCCGCCCGUGUCGCCGUCCGCCGCCCUCAACCUCAGUCGACGGCGGCCGGCCGCCGAGGAAGACGAGCGGCGAGCGAGCGGGUCCUGGGAGGCGGGCGCCUGGCCCGAAGGUCGCGACGUCCUGACUCACCUGGUGGAAGGUUUCGUCAUUCAGGAAGGACUCGCGCCCUUUCCCGUGAACCGUUCAUCGCUUUUGCUCCCACAGCCGUCGUCACCGCCGCCGCCGCCACAGACGGUCAACGGGAACAAUGGCGAGGCAGGCGAGACGACGGCAGCCGCGGAACUUUCUGAACAUUCCGCGGACUCGCAGGACGACGACAAAGACCCGCGACGACAAGCCGACCGCGGUUCCCGGCGGGACCGAGGCGUCCUUCACUGCCAGUUCUGCGGCAAGCGAGGCCACGCCCACAACUUCAUGCGCUCCAAACGCUUCUGCUCCACGUCCUGCGCCCGAGGGUUCAACGUCCGCCUCACCAAGCGCUUGCGAGCGCUGAGCGCCGGCGCCGUCCGUGCGGAAAAGCCCCGACCCGUUCUCAACAGGGCGCGAUCCGUCCCGGGGAAGCCGCUCCUGCUCAGACUGCCCCGAGACCUCUGGAGCGCCGGACGCCGGGAGAAUGACGAGAAGGCGGCGGCGGCGGCGACGGCUGAGCCGGAAGAAGAGGACGAGGUCAUGGAGGCGGCGGGAGUGGAGGAGGAGGAGGACGACGACGAGCCUGCGAUCACGGAGAGUCCGGUGACGGCGGCCACGCCCACGAGCACCGUCCAGACGGAACCCUCUCAGUGGACCGUCGAACAAGUCACCGCGUUCAUCCAAGCGCUGCCGGGCUGCGGCGGAGGCGAAGUUUCGUCGUCUUUCCGCCUUCAGGAGAUCGACGGGCAAGCGUUGCUGCUGUUGACUGAAGAACAUCUAAUGAGCAGCAUGAACAUCAAAUUGGGCCCCGCCCUCAAAAUCUGCGCGCACAUCAACGCGCUCAAGCACCCUUAA